Molecule: messenger RNA, 559 nt
Organism: Darwinula stevensoni
Lineage: Eukaryota; Metazoa; Arthropoda; Ostracoda; Podocopida; Darwinulidae
Source: the annotation of a GenBank genome assembly
AGUUCUGACGCUUUCCUGGUCAUUCUGCUUCAGUAAAACUUCAGUUCUGUGAAAUAAGUGAAAGGCUUCCCUUAUUUGAUGCAACCAGGCCUAACUCUCAACUAACACCAUGGUUGGAACAUCCAGUAUCCUUGUUAUCCGUGAUUCCUUCAUGGGAUAUGGCUUGGAGAACUUCUGCAUUCCAAAGCACUAUGAAGAGGACUUAGAAUAUGUGCUUAUACCUGCUGGCAUCAUAGGAGACCGAAUAGAACGUGUAGCAAGGGACAUCUUCAUGGAAGUAGGAAGAGAGCCCCUUGUAUGCCUUUGUGUGCUCAAAGGUGGGUUCAAGUUUUGCUCUGACCUUCUGGACCACAUGAACCAGCUCAAUAGAAACCUUGCUCUUACAUCCACUCCUGUUACUGUUGACUUCAUUCGACUGAAGAGCUACACAUGUAUUUUUGCUUUCCAUUAUUCUAGAGAUAAUAAUCAUGAGUACUUUUCAGAUUGCUGCUUCGAGAUACCAGAUCGCUUUGUGGUUGGUUAUGCUUUGGACUACAAUGAGCACUUUCGAGACCUCAAU